Messenger RNA from Anolis sagrei ordinatus, 1079 nucleotides. RefSeq names its product claw keratin-like. The record is from RefSeq and is a predicted model, not a curated record. Lineage: Eukaryota; Metazoa; Chordata; Lepidosauria; Squamata; Anolidae. Gene Ontology annotation, molecular function: structural constituent of cytoskeleton. Gene Ontology annotation, cellular component: intermediate filament.
CACAGAAGCUUCUCUUGGCUGUUUCCACUUCGUUUCUCCGCUUCAGAGUUGAAGGUUUGACUCCACCUCCCAGACAUGGCUUUCUCUUCUCAGUCUUCUUGCAUGCCAUCCUGCUCCAUCCCAUCUUCUAGACCUUCCCUAGGCAUUGGAUCCUGCGGCAUGGGAGGAGGCUUCGGUGGUGGCAUGUACGGAUCUGGCGGUGGUUCCGGCAUGAUGGGAUAUGGCGGUGGUUCCGGCAUGAUGGGAUAUGGUGGCGGCUCCAGCAUGAUGGGAUAUGGUGGCAGCUCCGGUCUUGCAGUAUCAGCAGCCCAACUAGGAAUCCUUCCUGGAAUUCGCCCUUCCUGCAUCAACCAGCUUCCACCAUCAGAAGUGGUGAUCCAGCCACCUCCAGUUGUGAUGACCAUCCCAGGACCCAUCAUGGCCUCCACUGGCCAGCCCUUAGCUGUGGGAGGCUACUCACCAUGUGCAUCCGGAGGAUAUGGCUCUUAUGGCUCUGGCUCCGGUGGCUAUGGACUGGGAGGUUACGGAGGGUACCUCGGUGGUGGUAUUGGUGGUGGUGGUUUCGGCAGCAAAGGGUUUUGUGGGUCAAGACGUAGGCAAAGUAUCUGUGGUAGCCCCUGCUAAAUGACAAGGAGACAGUCCACACAACUUGGAAAGCCAUGACAUGAAUCCACAUCUAGUUCGUUUGGUCCUGGAUACUUGAAUGCAUUUAGAGUAGCCAAAUAUUUCUGUGCUGUAUCUUUACCUAUUUUGCGCUGCAUUUCACCUAUUGUUUCACAAACACAAAACUCCUGCAGUUGCUCAGCGUCUCUGAGAACAACAGCCAGCUGUGUGUUUGACACGUUGCACUUUCUUUGUGACAAUAUCCAUUUCUUAGUAGCAUGCAUUUCUCAGAGUGUAAGUAGUCUCUUCUACCGAAUGUCCUCCUUAAAUGCAGAUGAUAUCGUAAAAGAAGACAGGACAGAAUACAAUUCACUCUUACCGCACUUGCUGUUUUUGUUGCUGUGUUGUAUACAAUUUGUUAGGAGCCUAUAUCAUUUUCUGUAUCACCUUCUGCCCAUCAAUAAAGCUUCGUUUGC